GUACAUGAACGCGGCGUGAAAAACGAAGCGAAACCGAUACGGUACCGUAGCCCCCCUAAGAACAAGACCGAGAAGUUACUAGAGCCGGCCGGGAAGUUCCUUACCUCAAAUACCCCCGCACGGGCAGAUGAAAACCUCCUGGGUCUGAACAGCCAGGAGAAAACAAGUACACAGUAUUAAUAACGUACUAACGGGUACAGAUAGUUUUAGGUGCCGGUAGCCGUUCAGACGUUUAGACCAAGUCAUUGGUGUUGUGAAGAGGAGGACUUCCUUGCUGCGUUGCUGUCUAUCAGAAUCAUCACCCGAUAACCAUUAAAAAGAAGAGAUGCCUCAGAAACAGAAGUCCAAGUCCUGGAUGGAAUUGAAACAAAGUGGAAAUGAAUGUUUCAAAACAGGCCAGUAUGGAGAGGCCACCAAUCUUUACAGCCAGGCAAUCAAAGAGCUGGAGAAGUCCAGCAAGAAGAACCCAGAGGAUUUGGGCAUUUUGUACUCAAACCGUGCAGCUAGCUACCUGAAAGAUGGCAACUGUGGGGAAUGUGUGAAAGACUGUAAUAUGUCUCUGGAGCUGUUCCCGUUCAAUGUGAAGUCUCUGCUUCGUCGCGCUUCUGCCUAUGAAGCUCUGGAGCGUUACAGACUGGCUUACGUAGACUAUAAGACUGCUCUGCAGAUCGACUGUAACAUAGCAGCUGCUCACGACGGCACCAACAGGAUGUCUAAGGCGCUCACAGAGGCAGAUGGUCUCUCAUGGAGAGAAAAGCUUCCUCCCAUCCCCACAGUUCCUCUGUCUGUAAGAGAGAAACUAGCCUCACAAACCACAGUCAUUGCUCCACAAUCAAACCCUGCACCGAAACAAAACGGCAUCAGACAAACAAACAAACCUGCUCCCAGUGAUAAAGACAUAAAGAAAGCUCAACUCCUGAAAGAAGAAGGCAACGCCCUGGUGAAGAAAGGAGAGCAUAAGAAGGCCAUAGAGAAGUACAGCCAGAGCCUCAAACUCAACCCCACUGAGGUCACAACCUUCACCGACCGGGCCCUGUGUUACCUGUCAGUGAAGCAGUACAGAGACGCCGUCAGAGACUGUGACGAGGCUCUGGUGAUGGACAGCAACAACAUCAAGGCUCUCUACAGGAGGGCUCAGGCUCACAAGGAGCUCAAGGACAUCAAAGCCUGUGUGGACGACCUGAACACCCUGCUCAAAGUGGAACCAAAGAACAUGGCUGCCAUGAAGAUGCUGCAGGAGGUGCAGAAGAAGAAGUGACAACACAUCAGGGCCUCUUGAGACGGUGGUAAGGAUCUGUCACUGCGCUGCUUACAGAAAGGACGACGACGAAUCACUUGUUUAGAUAAGAGUCAGGCGACGGCAAACAGUCGAGCAGUGACACAAUUCAACCGCAGUCAAAGACUGGGCCUGUGUUUCCCAAAAGCUCCCUGACACUGAACACGUGUUUGAUCCGAUCACUCUCACUGAACAAACAUGAGUUUGGUCUCGAGACACUUCUGGAAAACGCAGCUCCGAUCGGUGAGAACUGAAGGUGUAUUGGGAAGGAGGGGUGCUGCCAUUUUCAUCUUUGGAAAUGUUUGGAUUUCACCAGUUUUAUUGUCAGUUUCAAGUCACUGAGUAUUUAUGGUUAUUUAUAAGAGCUGUAAUUAUUAACACAGACGUCGUAUUUCUAACUCAGAAUAAGCCAUUACAAUCACCGAUUUGUAAAAGUGAAGUUCAGCAGGUAAUCGGCCAUCAUUUGGAACCUCCUGCUGAACACUACCACAGUACAGCAAAAUGUCAGUUGACAAAUUUACCUAGUCUUACCUUUAUACCGUCAUGUUUUGCGUGUUCUCGUUUCACUACUCACUAGAGCUGCAACUAGUAAUUACUUUCACUUUAUAUUACGGUGCUGAUUAUGUUCUUAAUUAGCUUACCAUCACAGUAUCCUGGAAACUCAAGGUAACAUUUUCAGUCCGAAACCCAAGAUUAUCAAUUUUAUUAUCACAUAAAAAGAGAAGCAGCAAAUGCUCACAUGUGAAAAGCUGGAACCUGACAUUCCUGGAGAUUGUAUCAAAUAUCCAAAUUUUGUAGAUCGAUUGUUGCAGCUCCGCCCACACAGUUUUAAAAUGUGAAGCCCACUUCAUCAGGAAACCUACCCAUCUAAACAUUGGUGAUUGUAAAGGUUUAUUCUGUAUUUGAAUUACAAGUAAACAGCCAUUUUUCACAUAAUGUUCUACACUCAGGUAGUUGACUUAUUUAUCCUAUAUUUGGCUUUCUAAGGCUUUGUGUAUGAAUGUCUUUCUCAGUGGAUUGAAAUUUAUUUUAUUCAUGCCAUGCUCACGUCAUAUGGGACAGGUGGUAGAGAUGUCAAGUGUCAACAUCAGGCAACAUCAGGAUGGUUGUAUGAAUGCAGAGUUGGUCGUGUAGUGUUAAGUAGCAUGCCAUGGCAAUAUAGCAUGUUCAAUUCAGUUUAUUUACCUUGAACACCGUACUUGAUACCUGAUAUGAGGCAACAAUAUUUCCUUGCCUUUUCAUGCACUUCCAGAUUGUUCUGGAGUUUCCCAGUUUGAGUUUAAGUGAACCCUAUUUACAAGUCAAACUGGUAGGUGAGAUAUCUCUGAUAUGACGUGAAUGUAGCAUCAGUCUCUUAUCACUUGCCUAUUUUGCCUUCUUUCCUUCCUUGGUUUAGACAUCUGAAAUGUGUGUGUCACUCCACUGAGUUAUGUAUGUUGUUUACUACUUUUAGGAUCAGUGUAUUAGUUUGCUCCCAUUUUGUUGUGAACCAAGUGAAACUAUACUCAAAUGGGUUAUCACAUACAAAGUACUGUCUCAUUCUGUGAUUGAAGUCCCCCCCACCCCAUUUUAUUAUAUUGUGAAAUGAGAAUUCUCAUCGGUGAUCCUGGCAAUCUCCAUCUUGCCUGAAGUGCCUGUCUUCAUCCUCCAUGUGCUGCUCUGGAUUAGUUUCUGCUGGACAGCUGCAAUGUAAAACGUUAGUUCCUGCUUUAAAACAAACACAGAAAUCAUACCUCCAGUUAUCAUGCAAGGGAAGUUUGGGAACAUCUGCACUUAUUCAUGUUUGCAUAUUCGAGCCAAGAAGCUGCACAGUGCGACAACAUCCUCUUGGAAACUGAGAUCCUUUGUUUUAUCUCAUCACAUUUCUGCUGUUUUUGUCAACCUUCUGUUUAAACUGAAAAUAAAUGUAAGAAAUAUA
Micropterus dolomieu (smallmouth bass) is the source of this 3194-nucleotide messenger RNA. It is a transcript of the gene tomm34, whose product is annotated as translocase of outer mitochondrial membrane 34. The record is from RefSeq and is a predicted model, not a curated record. The coding region runs from base 326 to 1258 and encodes 310 amino acids. Gene Ontology annotation, molecular function: heat shock protein binding. NCBI's taxonomy places the organism in Eukaryota, Metazoa, Chordata, Actinopteri, Centrarchiformes, Centrarchidae. Gene Ontology annotation, cellular component: cytosol; mitochondrion. The transcript has 8 exons.